This is a messenger RNA of Closterium sp. Naga37s-1, 1740 nucleotides long. The record is from the annotation of a GenBank genome assembly. NCBI's taxonomy places the organism in Eukaryota, Viridiplantae, Streptophyta, Zygnematophyceae, Desmidiales, Closteriaceae.
AUGGGGGAGACCUGCGGACCGCAGUGCCUGAGCCGCGCGGAUUGCACGCACUUCACGUGGAGUGCCUUUAACGGCGGCACGUGCUGGCUGAAGGGGGCGAUCAACGCGACUGAACUGGUCGUCGCCACUGGCACGUCGUGCGGUUACCGCGUCAGCGAUAGCGCGACCGGCAACCCGUACACGGGAGUCCAGCAGUACCUCAACCGCGGGUACGCGGCGAGCGUGAAAUCCGCAAUGCUCGCCGCGUCUCGCGAGGACGCGCCGUUUUUCGCGAGCGUGGCGGAGAAUCCGACGGCUGUGUGGCUCGACAAUAUGGCGUCCCUAGAUUCCAUCCCAGGCCAUCUUGACGACGCAGCGGCUCAGGCGGGCGGGAAGGCGAUUCUCGUGCAAUUCGUGAUCCACGACCUCCCGGGCCGCGACUGCAAGGCGUGGUCGUCCAAUGGGGAGAUUCCCAAGGGCGGCCUCGACACGUACAAGAGCAAGUACAUCGAUGUUGCCGUGGCGCGCCUUAAAAACAAGGCGGCGAACGUGCGUCUGUCGUUCGUGAUCGAGCCCGACUCGCUGCCCAACAUCGCGACGAACAUGGGGAUGAAUCGGUGCGACGCGACGACGGAUAAGGAGUACACGGAGGGCGUCGCGUAUGCCAUCGCGGAGCUCUCGCAGAUCCCCGACACCACGCUCUAUCUCGACUCGGGCUUCGGCGGCUGGCUCGGGUGGCCGGAGGGAAUGAAGCGCGUGGUGGCGGUGUACAUGAAGGUCCUCGCGCGCGCGCGGCAGAUCCGCGCGAACGCCAAGAUCCGCGGCUUCGCGUCCAACAUACCUUCGGGUCACUCAUCUCUCUUCCUCCCUCCCCAUGAGGCAUCUCUCUUCCCCUCCUUCCCAAGGAAGAUUCUGGGCGUGAUUGCCGUGGAUCGCGAAUGCGACCCUCUUGACCCCCUGGGCCUGGACGCCCUGGCAGACGCGCCGCGAGCUGGCCAGUGGUUCCAGUCGCAAUUCGCCAUGCUCGUUCGCAACGCGAAUCCGCCCAUGCCUGCUGGAAAGGUGGACCCGUGCAUGUUUGAUCCGAAAACGAGCCCCGCGUGCGAUCCGUUCUGGGAGGACUUGGCCGUCAAGUACUCCCUGCAGUACAAGUUUCACCCGGAGGAGACCAUAUGGCCAAUCACGAUCGACGAAUACCUCACCCAUGUGACAGAGUCCAUCGGUCAGUACACUGAGAACUACAAGACUAAAGAGAUUCAGUACCAGGCGGGCCCGAUCACUCCCGAGAACCUCGAUACGCUGCUGGGGGAUGGGGUGUUGAAGACCGACCGUGGCCGAACUGUCCUGCUCAGUUCGCGCGACGAGAUUACCAAGGAUACGGAUUGGGUGAAGGACUCGGCGCACAACCCAUCAAAAGGAGGCACGAAGGUGUACACGAUCAUCUAUAAUCCGAAGCCGGACGACGCUGAUUCGUUUGUGGAGAUUCAGUAUUGGAUGCUCUACCCCUAUAACUACGCCUCCAUCCUCCGCGAGUACAACCACAUCACGGACCUGGUGGCGAUUGCAAUCCGCUUCUCAAAGACCGGCCAGACGCAGCGCAUUUGGUACGCGCAGCACGGCGACGGCCCCGUGUGGGCGUGGGACACCGGGGCUGACUGGAAUGACCCUAAGUCAAAGAACUUCGCUACAGUGCUGGGAACGCAUCCCAUUGUGUAUGUCGCCAAGGGGAAUCAUGAGCAUUACCCUAGCGCCGGUGAGUAG